UUUGGUUCAAACGAUGCAACAUAACCUGAAUUGAAUUGGGUCCAAUUCGGUUUUUCUUGAAAAAUAUUGAAUGGAAUUCGUAUAGAGUAAUAUGAGUAAUUACGUAAAGUAUGCCCAACUGACGAAGCUGACGACGGACUACGCGCGUCGCAUGGACAGGUUGAGCAAGAGGAUCUUUGGGGAGGUGGCUCGACCGACAAACAGCAAAUCCAUGAAAGUGGUGAAACUGUUCAGUGAGCAGCCGGUGGACAAAAGGCGCGAGGUGCACGCCUACUAUCCCAGGCACGUGGAGACUGGCAUGUUGAUGCUGAAGCUCAGACAUUACGGGUUGUACAGAGAUGAGCACGCCGAUUUCAAGGAGGAAAUGGACAGGAUGAGGGCUCUCCGAGGAAAGGUGAAGCCGUACAAGGAGAAGAAGAACAAGGGUGAUGCUGCAGCAGCUCCAACUGAAUAGCAACAAGAGAAAGAAAAAAUUAAAAAUAUUAUUUAUUAUUAAGUAGUAGUAGUGUUUAGUUGUUGUACAAAUUACGAAGGAAUAAAUUUGGCUUAUUAUAA
This is a messenger RNA of Nicrophorus vespilloides, 555 nucleotides long. It is a transcript of the gene mRpS33, whose product is annotated as 28S ribosomal protein S33, mitochondrial. Gene Ontology annotation, cellular component: mitochondrion. Bases 92 to 454 code for a protein of 120 amino acids. The transcript has a single exon. Lineage: Eukaryota; Metazoa; Arthropoda; Insecta; Coleoptera; Silphidae. The record is from RefSeq and is a predicted model, not a curated record.